GCACUGGUACAUGAAAACAACUCGAUCGAUUCAUAUUAUCUGUCCACUGCCCACGUACUAUUUCAACGAGACAGGAGGUCUGAACCAUAUUAUUUAGUUUUUUAAAGGGCAAUUUCAACAGUUUCAGUCAUGACAAAUACAAGUGACCGACGAUUUGAUUUACAUCAAACCAGUUCAGGGAAAGGACUGGACUACAGACCUGGAUACUACUUUCCAGCAUCCGAUUUCAAGACGACAAUAUACAACCCAUUACCGCCCGAGUUAGCCAAGCAAGAUGAAAUAAUUAAACCAUACACAACGACAACAGGAGAAACGCAUGACUUUAAACAUCAUGGUGGUAUCUAUGGUAACACUCAACAGCAGAAGGCUCCAGGUCAUUGGAAUAUUCAUUACAAUAAAGAUCUUAGAGAAAAGAUGAGAGCAAGAGGCUGGAGGAAACCAUUGACAAUGGGCAACCAGGAAAGUGAGAUGCAAGGCGAGUACAAAGGCAACCAUAUGCAGCCCGGAGUUGACUUCAACACAUACUUGAACCAAAACCCCCAACCAACCACACUUCAGCAGCACCAUUCCGUGAUGCCAGCUCCUCUUGCUGACAAAACACCAAAGUACAAACCAUCUCUUGUGAGAGAUGAUGGCGCAUUACAACUACUUGAUCCGUACGUGACAACGACGCAUAAAGACUUUAAGCGGUUCAGUCGACACGACCUGGAUGAUUACCCAAAGAAAGACGCAGCUACAUACUGGAGAUGUGAAGAUUACCCACAAGCCUGGGGCCAUGGCACUAAACAAAAUUUACUUCCCAAAGAUUCAGUCCCCAGAUCAAGACCCCCGAUGCAAGAUAAACUGAUCUUCAAAACAGAGAUUAAGGAACCAGUUCGAUGGCCUGAAAAAUUCAAACGAGUACCCAACAGUGGAAUGCAAACUCUUGCUCAAGCUUCAUAUCAAACACCCUCUGAUCCCAAGAUGAGGGAGCUGUUUUCUUGCCCCGUAGACACGCCUUGGGUUAUCCCCACGGCAGGACCGGAACAGACUUUCUCAGUACCGCAAACGUAUAGCACCGAAUAUCAAACAUAUGCAAGUGGCAAGCCAGUAUCUGUGUGAUGACACAAAAAGCAAACAAAAGAAAUAUUUUAAUUUAAUACGAAAUAAUGAUCAAAUAUUAAUCAAAUAUGUAUUAACCAAUUUUAUUGUAAUAUUUAAACAAAUAUCUGAUCAUUUUUCAGUAGCUUCACAGAGGAAGAAUAAAUAUUAAAAUGAAAUCAUGCAAAGAAAAAAUAUUUCCUCUGCUUUUUUUGUAAUAUAAAUAUGUAAAUAGCUUAUGUUUUAAUGGAUUUUACUUAGCAGAUGAUGUAUAUAAUAUGCAAGUGGCAAUUAUGAUGACACUAAGUGUAACUUAUUGUGCUUAAAUAGAAAACAAUUAAAAAAAGUUUUGGAUAUAAAAUAA
This is a messenger RNA of Anneissia japonica, 1444 nucleotides long. RefSeq lists its product as uncharacterized. The transcript is spliced from 5 exons. The coding region runs from base 130 to 1101 and encodes 323 amino acids. The record is from RefSeq and is a predicted model, not a curated record. Lineage: Eukaryota; Metazoa; Echinodermata; Crinoidea; Comatulida; Comatulidae.